Messenger RNA from Panicum virgatum (switchgrass), 2395 nucleotides. Its product is annotated as LRR receptor kinase SERL2-like. NCBI's taxonomy places the organism in Eukaryota, Viridiplantae, Streptophyta, Magnoliopsida, Poales, Poaceae. The record is from RefSeq and is a predicted model, not a curated record. The transcript has 10 exons. The coding region runs from base 65 to 2056 and encodes 663 amino acids. Gene Ontology annotation, molecular function: protein kinase activity; protein binding; ATP binding. Gene Ontology annotation, biological process: protein phosphorylation.
CUGGUGUUGGGGAGAGAGAAGGCUGCGCUGCGUUGCAUGCUUUUCUUGGCCUCACGCUUGUUCCAUGUUUGAAGUUUUGAACACGCAUUGCACGCAGGACACAGCAGCAGGCAGGCAGGCAGACACCUCCCCUUCCUCUCCCUUCUCCACCCUCUUGGCUCCCCCUCCGGCAAUGGAGGCGCCUCCACCUUCUCCGCCCUCCCUGCUGCUCCUCCUCCUGCUUCUCGUCUCCUCCCCUUCGACUUCAAUGGCGCUCCUCUCUCCCCAGGGCGUCAACUAUGAAGUGCAAGCUCUAAUGACGAUCAAGAACCUGCUCAUGGACCCCCAUGGCGUGCUCAAGAACUGGGACAAGGACUCCGUCGAUCCCUGUAGCUGGACCACGGUCACCUGCUCGCCGGACAAACUCGUCACUGGAUUGGAGGCCCCAAGCCAGAGCCUCUCUGGCAUGCUCUCCCCAACCAUAGGCAACCUCACCAAUCUUCAGAUCGUUCUCCUGCAGAACAACAACAUCACUGGCCCAAUCCCAGCAGAGAUUGGUAAGCUUUCAAAGCUCAAGACACUUGAUCUCUCCAGCAACAACCUGUAUGGUGGAAUCCCCACCACUGUGGGCCACCUUCAGAGCCUGCAGUACUUGAGGCUCAACAACAACACCCUGUCUGGUCCAUUCCCUUCUGCAUCAGCUAAUUUGUCCCAGCUUGUUUUCCUAGACUUGUCAUAUAAUAACCUGAGUGGUCCAAUACCAGGAUCUUUGGCAAGAACAUUCAACAUUGUUGGGAAUCCACUCAUCUGCGGCGCGAACACGGAGAAAGAUUGCUACGGGACUGCACCGAUGCCAAUGUCCUACAACCUGAAUAGCUCACAGGGUGCUCUGCCGCCGGGAAAAUCUAAAAGCCACAAGUUUGCAGUCGCAUUUGGGACAGCAACUGGUUGCAUCAGCUUCCUCUUCCUAACUGCUGGAUUUGUGUUCUGGUGGAGGCAUCGUCGUAACCGGCAGAUCCUUUUUGAUUUCGACGACCAACACAUGGAGAAUGUUAGUCUUGGAAACGUGAAGAGGUUUCAGUUCAGGGAGCUUCAGUCCGCAACAGACAAUUUCAGCAGCAAGAACAUACUGGGGAAAGGUGGCUUCGGAUACGUUUAUAGAGGGCAACUCCCUGAUGGAACCCUCGUGGCCGUCAAGCGACUCAAGGACGGCAAUGCUGCGGGCGGCGAGGCACAGUUCCAGACCGAGGUUGAGAUGAUUAGCUUGGCACUGCACAGAAAUCUUCUCAGGCUCUACGGGUUCUGCAUGACUGCCACAGAGAGGCUGCUAGUCUACCCAUUCAUGUCAAAUGGAAGCGUCGCAUCGCGCCUGAAAACGAAGCCACCUUUGGACUGGGCGACCAGGAAGAGGAUAGCUCUUGGUGCAGGGAGGGGGCUACUCUACCUUCACGAGCAGUGUGACCCCAAGAUCAUACAUAGGGACGUCAAGGCAGCCAACAUCCUGCUAGAUGACUACUGCGAAGCCAUUGUUGGUGACUUCGGGCUCGCUAAACUCCUCGACCACCGGGAUUCACAUGUCACCACUGCAGUGAGAGGCACUGUUGGUCACAUUGCGCCUGAGUACCUCUCCACUGGCCAAUCGUCUGAGAAGACCGACGUCUUCGGCUUUGGCAUCCUGCUGCUGGAGCUGAUUACUGGUCAGACCGCACUAGAGUUUGGAAAGGCGGCAAACCAGAAGGGAGCCAUGUUGGAUUGGGUGAAGAAGAUGCACCAGGAGAAGAAGCUAGACGUGCUGGUUGACAAGGGGCUGAAGGGCGGGUACGAUAGGAUCGAGCUGGAGGAGAUGGUGCAGGUGGCGCUGCUGUGCACGCAGUACCUCCCCGGGCACCGGCCCAAGAUGUCGGAGGUGGUCCGGAUGCUGGAAGGCGACGGUCUCGCUGAGCGGUGGGAGGCCUCGCAGCGUGCCGACUCGCACAAGUUCAAGGUGCCCGAGUUCAGUUUCAGCCGCUGCUACUCCGACCUCACCGAUGACUCAUCGCUGCUGGUGCAGGCCGUCGAGCUCUCGGGCCCAAGGUGACACGAGGCAGCAGCAUAUAGCAUCAACACCAGCAGCAGUUGCUGCACGUGUACAGAAAGCAUGAAAACCGUGAAUCCUGUGUAGAUUGGGGAAUAAAUUGAGCCAUACUGAAAUAAGUAUACAGUAGAUGUGUAUUAGAUGAACUGUACAGAAGAAGAGUGUAAGGUUUGUACUGAUAUGGAUGCUUACAAAUUUAGUAGUAGAGACUAGCUGGGAAGGAUCUUUUUUCUUGAAGUGGGAAGUUUUUGCUUGGCUUGUUAUACUCUGUUGACUUUGCCUCUCCAUGCUUUUCCUUGAUGUAUUUUUCAGAGAGCAACAGGUGCUAAAAUCUUAUCAGAA